CACGAUCACGCAGUGUAGCUCACGCGCCGUCGUCCAACGCCUAUCCAUUGUACAUUCAUUUUCGCACUAUCUAUCAGACUAUCCCAUCAUCACUCUCUCUCUCUCUGCUGCUGUUCCGAGGUAUCUCUCUAGCUCUCCCUGCUCACGGAGUUGGAAGGGUUUAGUUUAGCUCUCGUGUUGCUACUUCCGUCGACGAUUCUGCGGUGCUGAUGGAGAGAAGCCUGCAUUCGUCGGCAGGAAUGGAGGACACGUGGCGGAGACAGCUGUGGCGACAGUCCGAGUUUCCUCCUCCGCCCUCCUCAUUGCUCGAUUCCCGUGCUCAGCUCUCUGAUGCAGAUUGUCGUCUUUAUAUGCAAUUGCUGCAAGAAUCAAUGCCAUUAACUGGUGGAAUGACCCGGGAUCACAUGCCAUCUAACAUGCAUGGUGUCGACAACUUGGGCCAUGCUGAUCUUGGAGCUUCAUUCUUAUCUCUGAUCUCAGGUCCAACGGCUCAUGUGCCCUGUGAUCAGCAGCAUUUAUUGAAUCCAAAUACAUUACUGGUCUCCAAUCCACAUCCACCAAGCGGUGGGACUGCCAAUGGAUUUCCCAGAGGAAGCAGAGUUUCGGUCUUGCCUGGUUUCUCAUGGCCACACAGAUUGGACUUGCCAAAUUUUACUUCGGGAUCGUUUUUUCAACCUUCUACUUCGUCUAAUGCUGAUGCAAACUGUCGAAACAAUUAUGAGAUACUUCAGACUGCAAGCUUGGAUGUUCGAAAAUCACAGACAGUAGCAUGCCAGAACUCUCAUGAGAAAGCAAAGUAA
Salvia splendens (bonfire salvia) is the source of this 800-nucleotide messenger RNA. RefSeq lists its product as uncharacterized. The coding region runs from base 210 to 800 and encodes 196 amino acids. The transcript is spliced from 2 exons. Lineage: Eukaryota; Viridiplantae; Streptophyta; Magnoliopsida; Lamiales; Lamiaceae. The record is from RefSeq and is a predicted model, not a curated record.